Molecule: messenger RNA, 726 nt
Organism: Cotesia congregata
Lineage: Eukaryota; Metazoa; Arthropoda; Insecta; Hymenoptera; Braconidae
Source: the annotation of a GenBank genome assembly
AUGGAUCGCUGGUUAAAGAAGAAUCCUAGUCAAGGUCCAGUCACUCCUAAUUUAUCAGACAUUUGCAACAUUGUAUCUCUCCCUUCACCAAGCAGUGAUAGUGAAACAGAUUCAUCGGCAACUAUAAAAAAAGUAAAAGUUAAAAGACUAUCGCAAUCACAACGCUCAUCAAAACAAACUAAAAACAAAUUCCAACGAAGUUGGCUUCAGGAUGAAGAAUUUAAGGGUUGGUUAAUGAAAUAUGAUAAAACUAAAAAUGGAAAUGAGAUGGCUUUUUGUAAGAUUUGCGAUAAAAUCCUUACUUGUCACAGAAACGAUAUUCGACGGCAUAAAAAUUCUCACGCCCAUAAAGACAAUUCGACAGGAAUCCAAAUUUCUCAAAAAAUGCCUGAAAAAUGCAAGUUUGAAACAUCAGUACGAAAAGCUGAACUAUUAUUUGCAGGAAUUUUAGUUUCUCAAAAUAUAGCAUUUUCUUUUAUGGAUGUUUUGAGUCCAUGUUUAGCUAAAGCAUUUCCAGACUCUGAAAUAGCUAAAAAAUUUUCUAUGCGUCGAACAAAAGUAACUCAGAUUAUAAAUAAUGUACUUGGUUCUAAUUUAAAAGAGGAUCUUUAUCAACAAUUACAAACCCUCGGAUGCUUUUACUCUGUGAUAAUGGAUGAAACGACUGAUGAAACUACCACCAAACAAUGUGCUUUCACGGUAAUAUUUUUUGACGAAAAAAAAUAA